AUGAAGGCAGUUUGUAGGCGCAAUGGAUUGAAGCGGUAUAGAUGCCAAAAACAUAGCUGUGGAGAAGAGCGCGAAUUGUAUGACAGAUCGACGAUCCAGAAACUAACGGAGAUCUUCGAUUUCGAUUAUCCUGCGAGCAAGGAGGUGUUGCAAGCAAAGCAGCUCUUCGGGAGCGAUUCGGGCGGCUCGAGAUACGAUUGCAGUCAAUGCAGUGGAAAUUCUGUUCCAGAUGAAUUGCAGUAUACUCCUUUGGAGACGUUCAGCAGCCCGUCUUACCCACUUUCGCUGCCGCCACCAGGAUCAGACGAGGAUAUCCAACCUGUUCCAUCGGAAAGGCGACAUGAGAACUUGCGGUCUCUCCAGGAGUACGUUUCCGCGUUCGUGAGCGCCGAAAGGCGGUUACUAUUGCAUGAUCUGCUUUCUGGCGACAUCUAUGAUAGCUGA
Messenger RNA from Torulaspora globosa, 444 nucleotides. RefSeq lists its product as uncharacterized. Bases 1 to 444 code for a protein of 147 amino acids. The record is from RefSeq and is a predicted model, not a curated record. The transcript has a single exon. Lineage: Eukaryota; Fungi; Ascomycota; Saccharomycetes; Saccharomycetales; Saccharomycetaceae.